GAGAGAGAGAGGAAGCAUGGCGAGGAGCGCUAUAAAAUGAAUAAAGCCGAGAUUUAAUGCCGUCCAGUUCGAUCCCCUUCCUCGCCGAACGUUUCCGUCUCCGCUCCGUUACAACUGGUCUGGCCCUCCGCUUCGUCGCCAUCUCGAAUCCGGGCAGAGAGCGAGGGGGGAAGAAGGGACGCCAUCUCUCGAGCUGCUUUGACUGCGCCGACGAAGUCUUUGUGCGCGUCUCGGCCGCCUUCUUCGAGCCCUCCGUAAGAUCGAGGCUUUCUCUCCGCGUUGCCGCACUUGUAGACUUAACAGUCACUUAAGCAUCAUCAAGUCUCCUGAAUUAGGCCUCAUCUGGUUCUUUGUUGUUUCAAUUCUUGGAAUUCCUCCUGUAUAUGAACUUUGGCAGUUUUUGAGGUGGUACUUGUAAUUGAGAGGCUCUUCUGCUGUGGUCAUCGAGAUUCAUAGAGCUUUGCAAAAAUGUUGUCAAAAUCAUGUGCCAACCUUUUUGAAUUAGGGUCUGAUAAUGCAAUGGAGUUUGAUACUAUUAAAUCACUUUCUAGAGUGAUGACGACAGUAGGAAUCAUAAAUAAUAUUGAUGGAGCAAGUACUAAUGAAGAUUCAUGUUCCCCUAUAUUAUCAAUCCAGAGCCGCAGAAUCAUUGUAGCCAACUUCCUUCCACUGAACUCUGUGAAAGAUCAAAAAACUGGACGAUGGUGUUUUGCAUGGGAUGAUGACUCACUUCUAUUUCAACUUAAAGAUGGUUUUUCUUCUGAUACUGAAGUAAUUUAUGUAGGAAAUCUUAAGGCUGAUGUAGACAUUAGUGAGCAAGAAGAAGUUGCACAGAAGCUUUUGGCAGAAUUUAGGUGCAUGCCAACAUUCCUCCCCCCUGACCUCUUUAAGAGGUACUACCACGGGUUCUGCAAGCAGCAACUUUGGCCUCUUUUCCAUUACAUGCUUCCUAUCUGCCUUCAUAAGGGUGACCUCUUUGAUCGUUCUCUUUUUCAAGCUUACAUUUCAGUAAACAAAAAAUUUGCAGAUAAGGUUUUGGAGGUAAUGAACUCGGACAAUGACAGUGUGUGGAUCCAUGAUUAUCACCUUAUGCUUCUUCCUACAUUCUUAAGGAAACGACUAAACCGGGCAAAGAUUGGUUUCUUCCUUCAUAGCCCAUUUCCCUCAUCUGAAUUAUACCGAACAUUACCGGUCAGAGAGGAAAUACUCAAGGCACUGCUUAAUGCUGAUUUAAUUGGCUUCCAGACAUAUGAUUAUGCAAGACACUUCUUAUCUUGCUGUAGCAGGAUGUUGGGACUGAACUAUGAGUCAAAACGUGGCUAUAUUGGACUUGAAUACUAUGGUCGUACUGUGAACAUCAAGAUUCUCUCAGUGGGUGUUCACAUUGGCCGACUUCAUUCUUUACUGAAUCAACCUGAAACAAUUUCAAAAGUUCAAGAGAUUGAGGAAAAGUUCAAGGGGAAGAAAUUGUUGCUCGGUGUGGAUGACAUGGAUAUAUUUAAAGGCAUUAGCCUAAAGUUGCUAGCAUUGGAACUUCUGCUGGAGAGGAGUCCUAGUCUUAGAGGAAAUGUUGUCCUUGUGCAGAUUGUAAAUCCUGCUAGAAGCACAGGAAAAGAUGUAAAAGAAGCAAAUGAGGAAGCAAAAUCUAUCGCUAAAAGGAUAAACAAUUCAUAUGGCACUUCAGACUACGAGCCAGUGGUACUUAUUGACCAGCCUAUACCUCUCCAUGAAAAAAUCGCUUUUUAUGUGGCAGCUGAAUGCUGCAUUGUAAAUGCAGUGAGGGAUGGAAUGAACUUAGUUUCUUACGAGUAUGUAGUUUGUAGGCAGGGAACAGAGAUAAUGGAUAUGAGUAGACAUAUCAGUAUUGGCAGUUCCCAUGCGAGCACACUCAUUGUAUCCGAGUUCGUUGGUUGCUCUCCAUCACUUAGUGGAGCUUUUAGAGUGAACCCUUGGAGUACAGAGGAUGUUUGUGAUGCUUUGUAUCAAUCCUUGAAAUUGGAAGAUUCAGAAAAACAGUUGCGCCAUGAAAAGCAUUAUCGUUAUGUCAGCUCACAUCAUGUUUCUUACUGGGCUAGCAGUUUUUCUCAGGAUCUGGAGAGAGCAUGCAAGGACCACUACAGUCGAAGAUGUUGGGCUCUUGGCUUUGGUUUAAAUUUCCGGGUUCUUUUCCUUUCGCCUAAUUUUAGGAAAUUGACAUUAAGCCAUAUUUUAUCAGCCUAUAAAAACACUUGCAGACGGGCUAUAUUUUUGGAUUAUGAUGGUACCAUUAUGUCUGAAACAUCUGUUAACAAAACUCCAAGUGCAGAAACCUUAUCUAUCCUGAACAGCUUAUGCAGUGAUCCAAAUAAUACUGUAUUUCUCGUUAGCGGGAGAGGCAGGGAGUCUCUUGGUGAUUGGUUUUCUUCGUGUGAAAACCUGGGAAUUGCUGCUGAACAUGGCUAUUUCAUCAGGUGGAGAAAGGAUGCCGAGUGGGAAUCAAGCUCCGUUCCUGUUGUCUUGGAUUGGUUUAAGAUAGCUGAACCUGUAAUACAGCUGUACACCGAGACUACAGAUGGCUCAAAUGUAGAACUCAAGGAGAGUGCAAUUGUGUGGCAUCAUCAAUAUGCAGAUCCUGACUUUGGUUCAUGUCAAGCCAAAGAACUGCUAGAUCAUCUCGAAAGUGUUCUUGCAAACGAACCAGUAGUUGUCAAGCGGGGUCAGCAUAUCGUGGAAGUAAAACCACAGGGAGUGAGUAAAGGGGUGGUCGUCGAGAAGCUUAUUGGGACCUUGACCAAGAGUGGGAAGCCCCCAGAUUUCGUGCUGUGCAUUGGGGACGACCGAUCCGAUGAAGAUAUGUUUGAAAGUAUCAACAGCACAGCUUCAAGCAAUCAGUUUCCCUCUGUUCCUGAAGUUUUUGCAUGCACCGUUGGGCAAAAACCAAGCAAAGCCAAAUAUUAUGUCGAAGAUUGCAGCGAAGUGAUAAGGUUGUUGCACGGCAUCUCUUCUUUCUCAACUCAAAAUCACAGAGACAAGCAGCACAGUCAGGUUUCUUUCGAAAAGCUUUGUUGAGUUUGGUCAUCGGACACAUAAUUUAUUCAAUUCAUCUUCGACUAAUGGAAUCUGUGUAUCCUGAUGGUCUUCCCAUGACAGCUUUAGUCCGUGUUAGUUAACAUCAAACGAUACAACUUUCUUCCUUGCCAAUCCCCAUCACUCACACUCAGAAGGUUUCACAACCUUCAUGAAGUAAAGACAAUUUUGUCGCAAGUUCUCGUAAUAUAUCGAUGAUGUCCCUGAUGCAUUCAUUUGUGUAUUUGGAUUUGUUAUAUGUGUUCACUCAUCCUAUUUUACAUUAUUUUCAAUAGGUGAAAUAUUAUCAUUAAUUCCUCUA
Messenger RNA from Zingiber officinale, 3367 nucleotides. RefSeq names its product probable alpha,alpha-trehalose-phosphate synthase [UDP-forming] 9. Gene Ontology annotation, biological process: trehalose biosynthetic process. The coding region runs from base 469 to 3048 and encodes 859 amino acids. Lineage: Eukaryota; Viridiplantae; Streptophyta; Magnoliopsida; Zingiberales; Zingiberaceae. Gene Ontology annotation, cellular component: cytosol. The record is from RefSeq and is a predicted model, not a curated record. The transcript has 5 exons. Gene Ontology annotation, molecular function: catalytic activity.